UAUGCAUGUGUGUCAAUAUAUGCAUAUAUAUAUAAGACCUUUUUCUUAGAAUAGAUACAGUUACAAGAGUAUCUUCUUCAGAUAACCUUUCUGCCUCUCCUGAGAAAAUAUUCGAAGAUAAAAAUCUUACCAUACAAAAUUAAAUUUGUCCUUGGAAAAUUCAAACCUUAAUUGAAAUGGCAAGUUACUGUCACACACCCUCCAGGCACCCGCUCAACUUUGCCACUAUUCCAGAAAAACUACAUCAGCUUGCUAUCGAAGAUCCAGAAAAAGAUGCAAUAGUUAUCUAUGACAGCAAACUCCAAAGGACAAGUUUCACAAGGAAACAACUCUAUGAUGAAACGGAGAGUGUUGCUAGAGCCCUUGUCAAACAAGGAAUCAAGAAAGGUGAUCGAAUUGCCCUCUGUGUAUCGAACUGUGUGGAGUGGAUUGCAUAUGACAGCGGCAUUAUGAUGGCAGGAGGGUGUUCAGUGAGGCUGUUUGCUGGACAAGCCGAUUUUUUACCCAUGUUAGAAGAUUGUGUGGCAGUAAUUUUUGACUCAGAGCCAACAUUUUACAACAAAUUACUUAAAGUAGCAAAUAUCUUAGAAGAUGGCACUGUAAUCAGUGAAACGUACUCAAAACUGCGUCUUGCUAUUACUGUUGCAAACACAAAUUCAGAUAUUAAAGGUUUAUCUUUAGAUGAGAUGAAAGAAACGGCAAAGAACGAUCUGAACAUAAUUCUUCCUCGAGUGGACCCCGAAGAUAUCACAAUUAUUGCACAAACAUCUGGAUCAACAGGAAAACCUAAGCGGGUUACUCAUAGUAGUUUUGAUAUUGUUAAUUGUUCCGAGAUGUUUUGUGAUCUUUAUAAUUUAACUGGCGACGAUGCAGUUUUCAUAUCCCGUUAUUUUGGCUUUGGAGGAGGGUACCCUUUCCCGUUUAUCGGAAAUGGAUCUAAAUUUGUCGACGCAGAAUUACGUAGCAUAAACUACCCAAAAGAUUUUUCUAAAUAUAGAGAUCUCGCGAAAAUAGAGGGCUGUACUUGGUUGAAUAUGCUUCCGUCAGAUUUACGUUACUGCACGGAAGGAAAAAAUGUUGCACCUAACAUAAUGACAGGAGGUGAUAUAGCUUCUUUUGACGCGGUGAAACAAGGUUUAAAUUGGGCAUCGACGAUUGAUUACCAUUUAGCAAGUGCUGAGACUCUUUUAAUUGGAUCAAUGACGAUAACCAAGCAUAAUAUAGGAGAUUAUGUUCCUGGAAUAAUUGGUCGACCAUUUCCUAAUACUGAAGCUAAAAUUGUGGAUGAUAAAAACUGCAUUGUCGACAUCGGUCAAGAAGGUUAUUUAUGUGUUCGAAGUAAAUGGUGCACAAAAGUAACUACUAAUGGAGAAUCUGUUCAACAAAAUGGAUGGUUUAAGACAAGAGACAUAUGUAAAAUGAAUGAAAAGAAGGAAAUAUUUCUGGUUAGCAGAGAUGAUCUGUUCAUUCAGAAAGAAACUAGAAAAAUAGGAAUUACAUUUGUUGAGCAGCAUAUGAAACGUCACCCAGAUAUUGAUGACGUCAUUCUUGUCCCUGUGCCAGAUGAAGAUCUUCAAUUAAAAGCCUGUGCUUGUGUCAUUAUGAAAUCUGGAAAAAAAUUUGAUCAGAAAAAUAUUCUUCAAUUCUGCAUGGAAAACCUUCCUCAGCCAAAGGAUUUUGACUAUAUAUCAUCAAACCCUGAUUAUAUUAUACAGUUCGACAAAUUUUCCAAAUUGAUAAAUGGCAAGGUUGACAGAAUCUCAAUAAAGGACAUGGCAAUUAAAUCUCUCGUUCAAUCACAUUCUUUGUGUGCGAAAACAAAAUAAUCUAAUCCAGGGAAUAAGGAUU
Messenger RNA from Octopus sinensis (East Asian common octopus), 1848 nucleotides. RefSeq names its product putative acyl-CoA synthetase YngI. NCBI's taxonomy places the organism in Eukaryota, Metazoa, Mollusca, Cephalopoda, Octopoda, Octopodidae. The record is from RefSeq and is a predicted model, not a curated record. The transcript has 3 exons. Bases 177 to 1826 code for a protein of 549 amino acids.